AUGGCUAAGACGGGCGCGAGAGACGUGCAGAACCACGUCCUGUUCGAGGUUGCGACCGAAGUCGCAAACAGAGUCGGCGGUAUCUAUUCAGUCCUCAAAUCCAAGGCCCAAGUCACCACCGCUGAGUAUGGCGCCGCAUAUACCCUCUUGGGCCCGUGGAACAGAGCUUCGGCGGCUGUCGAAGUAGAGCCCAUCGAGCCCAAAGACCCGGCGUUGAUUGCUACCAUGAAGUCCAUGGACGAUCGUGGCAUCAAGAUGCUAUACGGACGUUGGUUGAUCGACGGUGCCCCACGUGUGCUCCUCUUCGACACUGGUACCGGCUACAGGUGGCUUGACGAGUGGAAGGGCGAUCUCUGGUCUUCCACCGGCAUUCCUUCGCCGCCUGGUGAUUCGGAGACCAACGAGGCCAUUGUUUUUGGUUACCUCAUUGCGUGGUUCCUAGGCGAGUACGUCUACCACGAGAAGAAGCGAGCCGUCAUUGUCCAGUUCCACGAGUGGCUGGCAGGUGUCGCAGUCCCGCUCUGCAAGAAGCGCCGCAUCGAUGUUACCACCAUCUUCACUACCCACGCUACGCUCCUCGGUCGCUACCUCUGCGCCGGCUCAGUCGAUUUCUACAACAACCUCCAAUAUUUCGAUGUGGACGCUGAGGCGGGAAAGCGCGGUAUCUACCACCGCUACUGCAUUGAGCGCGCCGCCACACACGCAGCUGACGUCUUCACCACGGUUUCGCACAUUACCGCGUACGAGAGCGAGCAUCUUCUAAAGCGAAAGCCGGACGGUGUCUUGCCUAACGGCCUGAACGUCAAGAAAUUUUCGGCUACUCACGAAUUCCAGAACUUGCAUCAACAAGCCAAGGUCAAGAUCAACGACUUCGUGCGCGGACAUUUCUACGGCCACAACGACUUCGACCCUGAGAACACCCUCUACUUCUUCACCGCUGGUCGCUACGAGUACCGCAAUAAGGGUGUGGAUAUGUUUAUUGAGUCGUUAGCCCGGCUGAAUCACAAGAUGAAGAAUGAGAACUCAAACAUGACAGUCGUCGCUUUCAUCAUUCUUCCCGCGCAGACGACGUCGCUCUCGGUCGACUCACUGAAGGGACAAGCCGUAAUCAAGGCGCUUCACGACAGUGUAAACAACAUCGCCGAGAAUGUUGCCAAGAAGUUGUUUGAGCGUUCGUUGACCUGGACGGAGGGCUCUGAGCUCCCCGAGGACAAGGACUUGAUCACGCCCGCUGAUAAGAUCUUGCUCCGCCGACGGUUGUUUGCCAUGAAGCGUCACAACCUUCCGCCCAUCGUUACUCACAAUAUGGUCAACGAUGCCGAAGACCCUGUCCUGAACCAGCUCCGUCGCUGCCAGCUCUUCAACCACCCAUCGGAUCGCGUCAAGGUUGUGUUCCAUCCCGAGUUCUUGAACUCGGCAAACCCUGUAUUGCCAUUAGACUACGAUGAUUUCGUGCGUGGAACUCACCUUGGUGUCUUCUCAUCCUACUACGAGCCCUGGGGUUACACUCCGGCUGAGUGCACCGUAAUGGGUGUUCCUAGCAUCACAACCAACCUGUCCGGCUUCGGUUGUUACAUGGAGGAACUGAUUGAAAAUGCCCAGGACUAUGGUAUCUAUAUUGUAGACCGAAGGAUGAAGGGCGUGGACGACUCAGUCAACCAGCUUGUCGACUACAUGUUCGAAUUCACGAAGAAGAGCAAGCGCCAGCGUAUCAACCAGCGUAACCGGACCGAGAGACUCAGCGACUUGCUCGACUGGAAGCGCAUGGGCUUGGAGUACGUCAAGGCCCGACAAUUGGCUCUUCGGCGUGCAUACCCUGCGGCAUACGAAGACGAUGAUGAGCCGGACUUCUUCAGCUCGCAAGACGUCAAGAUCUCGCGGCCAUUGUCCGAGCCCGGGUCUCCCCGCGAUCGUUCGGGUAUGAUGACGCCCGGUGACUUUGCCUCGCUGCAGGAGGGCCGCGAGGGACUGAGCACCGAGGACUACAUUGCGUGGAAGCUCCCUGAAGAAGAAGAGGCUGACGACUUUACCUUCCCGCUAACAUUGAAGACGAAGAGUAAGCCUAAUUCAGGCGCCACAACUCCUACUCUGUCUGCUCCACCGAACGGUACUGACUAGCCAACUCUUUUCCGUAGGGUGACGAAGAAACCGAACGAGGAAGAGAAGCAAAGACUUCCAAAAUUGCGAUGAUCUAUUCCUUUAUGCUUGGCUUGAUUUCAUACGCAUUUACUGCAUUGGCGAUGACGAAUGGACGUACGAGAGGGAAUAGUGGAGGAUAUGGGUGUCCUGCCUCGGAGCAGGAUCAAGUGUAUUUUAGGAUGUGAAUAUCAGCGUCUGUUGGUCUGCUCUACACCUUUGUGCGGUCCGAAUAUGAUUACCGUUGAUACCGAAUGUCCGAACCAAGCAUGCAUACGCGUCUUCCUCGUAGAAAAACGAGCUUGGCAUGCCUAACAAAAGCAAAGCU
Molecule: messenger RNA, 2464 nt
Organism: Alternaria rosae
Lineage: Eukaryota; Fungi; Ascomycota; Dothideomycetes; Pleosporales; Pleosporaceae
Product: glycogen synthase
Exons: 5
Coding region: 1-2118 (705 amino acids)
Biological process (GO): glycogen biosynthetic process
Cellular component (GO): cytoplasm
Molecular function (GO): alpha-1,4-glucan glucosyltransferase (UDP-glucose donor) activity
Source: RefSeq, a predicted model, not a curated record